CAAUCCCUCCCCUCUUCUUCCUCCUCCUUCCUCGCCGUCCAUGGCUUCUUUCUCCGGCGGCUGAAUUUCCUUUCCUCCCGGGCGCCCUUCCCCCAUCCUCUGCUUACCCCUUCUUGGCUCGCCCACAGUCCCAACAUCAAAUCCUCCAUCGGAGUAUCUCUAAAACUCCGGUGGUUUUCCUGGUGUCGGCGGCUGAGUAUCUCUUUUCCUUUCCUUCUCUCUAUGAUCUUUACCAAUAUUCAGUAACGAAUGAAGAUAGUCCAAACCUGCUACUCUUACUCAUCAAUGAAACAAAACCCAUCUUCAGUGAUUUAAACGCCUAAAACGCCUACCAUACAGUGAUUUAAAAUCUCAAAAUGCAUAUAGUUUCAUACCCAUGAAUCAAAAUUCUAAAUUUUCAACUCCAAACUAAGCAAGUUUUCAGACCCAUCAACCAAAUAGUUCAUUGCUUAGCAGAUAAUGCUCUACUUUUGGAAGUAAAAUUAUCUAAAAAAGUGGAUAGAUGAGAGACCGCUCAAGCCCACUGCGAGUAGAUAUUGUACUCUUUGGGCUUUACCUUUCAGGCUUCUCCUCACGGUUUUGAAAACGUAUUUGCUAGAGAGAGGUUUCUACGCCCUUAUUAAAAGGUGAAUAGAGACAUACCUGCAACGCCCCUACUUUCUCUUAGCCCCCCCUUUCUCUCCCUCUCUCUCUGGUUUGGCCAUUUCUCUUAAAACAACCGUAGUUCUCUUCUCUGCACUCAUUUUUUUCAGAAUCUGAGCUCAACCAUGGCGGUUCUCUUGCUCUGUCAUCUCAUUUUCUUGGCCUUCACUAGCCAUUCAAGUGCAAGCUAUUGUAUUUGUAAAGAUGGACAGAGCGACCAAGCCCUUCAGAAGACACUGGAUUAUGCCUGUGGAGCUGGAGCUGAUUGUACUCCAAUUCUUCAAAAUGGCCCUUGUUUUCAACCCAACACUAUAAAGGAUCACUGUAGCUAUGCUGUUAAUAGCUACUUUCAAAGGAAGGGUCAGGUUCAAGGGAGCUGUGAUUUUUCAGGCACUGCCAUGCUUAGCCAGUCUCCUCCUGUUGAAGCUUCUGGGUGUGUUUAUUCUUCCAGUUCCAGCAACACAGGAACUCCAACCAGCACCACCCCGUCAACCACCGUGCCCAGCGCAACACUGGGAACCACCACAAACCCGUCAACACCACCACCCUCGACCACAACCUCCCCCUCGGUGUUUGGGAGCGGGAUAAGCCCGACAGGUAGUGUCGGUUUCGGUGGUAGCGGGAAUAACAUGGAUGGCAGUGCUGCUGCAGGUCUCACUGCAGCAGCCUUUAACUUGUUCUUCUUCGCAGCCACUGUCACAUUUUGGUGGUCAAUGUUCUGUUAAGUCCAAGGUUAACAAUUGAGGUCAUUAGUUGAUUUGUUUGGAUGGAUGGAUGCAAAGCUGGGAAGAUUAUUUUCUAAUGUCCUUUGAUGUGGAGAAGAGAAAGGGUGGAGAAUUUGAUUCCUAAUGGGAUGGGACUUUGCACCCUCUAAUCAAUAAUUCUGUUCUUUGUUCAUUAUUAAUUUCUUUAUUUUAUAAUAAAGUUUAUGAGUUGCGUUACUCUCA
Molecule: messenger RNA, 1589 nt
Organism: Cucurbita moschata (crookneck pumpkin)
Lineage: Eukaryota; Viridiplantae; Streptophyta; Magnoliopsida; Cucurbitales; Cucurbitaceae
Product: PLASMODESMATA CALLOSE-BINDING PROTEIN 3-like
Exons: 4
Coding region: 768-1367 (199 amino acids)
Source: RefSeq, a predicted model, not a curated record